CAUUAAUUACCGGAUACCGGUUAAUUCAUUUCCGGUUACGGUUUUUAAAGUUCCAAAACUACACUGUCUGUCAAAUUUGGAUAGCACAGAAAUUUUCGUCCUUCAUUUACAGCCCCAUUCGUAACAGUCAACGACCAUGGCUGACUCCCAGGCCGACAAUAACACUUGCGUAGUGUGUUUCAAGAAUGUCUUGUACUACUCGAUUGGCGAGUGCGACCACCCCGUAUGUUUCGAGUGUUCCACUCGGAUGCGAGUGCUGUGUUUGCAGAACGAAUGUCCCAUCUGUCGGCAAGACCUGGCGAGGGUUGUGUUUACGGACUCCGUCCUGCCUUACAAAGAAUUGCGCAAUCGUGUUUUUACGGACCGGUUGUUUGAAAGGCAGUUUAAGAUAGCAUUCUGCAGUCAGGAGAUAAAGAAUGCUUAUGAGGAACUGUUGGAGAACCGUUGUCGGCUCUGCAGCAAGCUGGCGCCGUUCCGGACUUUCACUAUGCUCAGUGACCACAUGCGGAAGGUCCAUGAGAGAUAUUUCUGUGAUCUUUGUGUUAAGCACUUAAAGAUAUUUACAAAUGAGCGGAAAUGCUACACGCGGCAGGAACUCGCUCACCACCGACGAAAAGGAGACCUAGAUGACACCUCUCACAGAGGCCACCCUCUCUGCGAGUUCUGCGAGGAGCGCUUCAUGGACGCAGACGAGCUGUACCGGCACCUCCGCAAGGAGCACUUAUUCUGCCAUCUGUGCGACGCCGACGGCAAGAACCUGUACUACGCGUCUCACGUGGCGCUGGCCCAUCAUUUUCGGACGGACCAUUAUCUGUGCGAGGAGGGCGAGUGUGCUGGACAGCAUCUUACGGCUGUGUUUCGGAGCGAGAUUGAUCUUAAAGCUCACAAGGCGACGGUGCACGGGCGCAACAUGCCGCGCGGCGCGGCGCGACAAGCGCGGACAUUGGAACUGCAGUUCAACAUCACGCCGCACCCGCAGGCCCAACGGGCUCCUAGGGACCGAGAGCGCGAAAUGGAGCGUUCUAUCAGCCCUCCACCUCCCGUGCAGCACGCGCCGCGCAUCGACACCCGCAGCGACGAGCAGUUCCCGCGCUUGUCGGCGGCGCCGCAGACGCCUAACAUCGUGCUCGGCGCCGGACAUAAGGCCUACAAAGGAGGCGCCGGGCUGGCGCGCAACGACCGCAACUUCCCGGCGCUGGGCGCCGACAGCGGGCCGGCGCCGGCGCCGGCGCCCGCGCCCGCGUCCGCGCCCGCGCCGCCGGUCGCCGCCACCAUCCUGCGCAGCUCAAAACCCAGCAUGUCAAUCCAGCUGCACAGCCAGCCGACCUCCGCGAGCAACUUCCGACUGACGCAGGCCUCCGGGCACCGCGCGGCCGUCCCGGCGCGGCGGCCGCUGUUGGACGAUGACUUCCCCACGCUGCCGCCCGGCGCGCGCGACGACCACCCCGGCCUGGGCGCCGCCUGCCUGCAGCCGCCCAAGGUCGCCAUGAUCAACAGCCAAGAGAUGGAAGCUCUAAAGAAAAACACGUCUAACUCUCAACCAAAGAAGGCUCCGCUCAGCAGCGAGGCCUUCCCCGCGCUGUCGGGCGGAGGCGCGCCGUCCGCGCCGCCGCAGUGGAUCACCAUCUCCAAGCAGAAGGAGAAGCCCAAGCCCCGGGCCGACCCGCCGCCGCCCAGGGAGCCCGCCUUCAACCCUGUCGCGGACUUCCCCGGCCUCCCCGUCAACACCAAACAGAAGGCUAAGAAAACGCAGCAGCCGACGCAGCCGCAGGCCAAGCCGCAACCCCAACCCCAGCCUAAGCCGCAACCUUUCCAAACUCCUCCCACAAACUCUGACGCCAAACUCACAAAGAAGGAGAAAAAGAAGCAGAACAGCGCGAGGAAAGAGAACGUCUAUGAUAUAGAUUUGUCUCUCGUCAACGGCAUAGAGGAUCUGAAAUAUAUGGAUCCGACCACGCUGGCGGCCUCCGCGAACACGCCCGCUCAACACCGGAACAUCAAAACCAUUGACACGGUCACCGUCAACGAGAAAGAACGCAACGGGGGGAACGGAGACUUCUCCUUAGCGGCCAAAGAGUUCCCGUCGCUCUCAAAAUCUAAUAACGUAGUGCCCGUUAAUAACUUCGCGUUGCCCAUGAAAACUGUCCUGCAGCAGACUAAGAAGAAGGUGCCGAACGGCGUCCCGCCCGGCUUCAAAACUAGGCCGGCGUGCGACGGGAUGACGUUCACGAACUCCUCGGGGCAGACGUUCAACGCGCCCGUGCACUCGUACAUCCCGCCGCUGAACUUCGAGAGCAGGAACCGCGCGCUCGUGAACAAGUUCGCGGCCGCGCUCGGCAGCGCGCAGGCGAUGGAGGACUUCAAGGUGGCCUCGCGCGCCUUCCGGGACAGCCUCAUCGGGGCCGACGAGUUCUACGCGCACUGCUCGGCCGCGCUGGGGCCGCAGACGGAGGCGCUGUUCGCGGAGCUGGUGGCGCUGCUGCCGGACAUCGCCAAGCAGCAGGAGCUGGUGGUGGGGCGGCGCGUGGCGCUGGACACGUGCGUGGCGUGCGGCCAGCUGCUGGCCGCCGCCGACCGCGCCGCGCACGACGCCACGCACUGGCCGCCGCUCGGCCGCUAGCCGCCGCCGCGCCUCGCCGACACCACGAACACUUUGGAUCCGUUCUAAUCCCCCGAGGGCUUUCAUCGUGACUCUAGGUAUCGUUUGGAGAACUCUCUUGGUACGCUUCCAUAGCGGCUGAGACGUCUCCUGAGAUUGAACUAGAGCGAGAUCUCGGCUAAGCGGUCGGUUUAUAAUACCUGUACCUUGGUGUCAUAAAAUUUUUAUCACAUUGUUUAUAAAAAUGUAUCCUAUACUUUGAAAGCUAAUUCAUAAUUUAGCGAAUGCGCUAAUGUCUGUAGCAGACCUUUUUAUAAUUUUGAGCUGUGUGGUGUCGAGACGAAUGAUAAUAAGAUAUAAUAUAUUUUCACUGAGUGUGACUCUUGUAUAAUAGCUAGCUACCGAAACUGUAGUGAUACUGUUAAGGUAAACGUAUAAUAAAUGUGAUAUCUUCGACAUAAAUACUGUAGUUGUACUUGCGGGUCUUGUUGCUGUUUAAUACGCGAGCUUAUGUACAUAGUGUAAGACGAUAUUUCCAGGCGUAAAUCAAAUUCACUCGAUAAAGACCGUAUUAAUACGUGGUACUUCCUAUAUUGUUUACAGAAAAAUCUUUGUUACAGUAAUUAUCUAAAAAUUCGAAAUUAAUCAAGAUAACACGAGGCGUUAAGAAAAAUCUCAAUAAUUGCAUACCGAGGCCAUUUUGUAUGCUGUUUAUUUAAUGGGUACUCGUACAUAAACAAGAUAUAUAGCUAUAUCAAUCUCAGAUAUUACGUCGCAAAAUGGACGUAAUAUCUGAGAUUGAUGUUCGUGAAAUAUUUCAGUUUGCUCCGUCAAAUUAAAAACUACAAUUUUGUUUGUUGUAGGACCGUUGGUCUAAAUUUAGCUCAAUCUGUUUUUAUACUGCAUGUAAAUUCUAAUUUAGGGUGCUCUAAUACUAAGUUUUAAAUAUUUGUCAAAUUCUUUAUGGUCUCAAAUAGAUGUUUCUUUGUACAGAUAUAAGGCCUGAUUUACACAUUUAUUAGUGUUGUUUGCGAGCAGUAAGUGUAUGAACUCGCACUUGACACUAAUCCACGUGUAAAUCGGGCCUAGUAUUAAUUAUGCAAAUAAAGUUGGUAUACCUUUAUAAAUUACAUGUAGUUUGUGAUUUACUGAUAGUUUUUUUUGUUUUGAUUUUAUACCUUAUCAGAAAAUCUAUAUUACUAGAAUCAAAGAGAAUUUGAAAUAGAGGUGGAUUGUCAAAGAAAACUUUGUAGCCACAGUAAAUUUACUGCCAUCUUCAGAGCGAUGGUGCCAUAACCUUUGGCCUAUGCUCUAUUAGAUAUUCACUUUUUGAUAUUUAACAAAUUGAACACAUAUCAGUGAAAUAAUAAGGAUCAAAGCCAAAUCUUUUCUCUCUUCUCAGCACAUUCGCGUCCACUGCUGAACCUCACUGCUCACUGCUGCCUCUUUCAUAGAUUUUCAUGUUGAUCUGUAUGCGGUGGUUCUAUGCCAGCUCGGCGCUGUCGUCUUUCUCAGUCAAGUCAAAUGACGUUCUAAAAGUUUUAAUCAUGUGUCGAAAGAUGGCAGUAAAUUUACUGUGGCCACAAAGUUUACUUUGACAAUCCACCUCUAUUUCAAAUGUAUUUUUGCUAGAAUCAUACUAGGAUGCGUGGUUGCUUCAGGUAUUCUGUUUAAGGUACAAAAUCACAAACUAGAAUUAAUUUAUCAGUAGCUCUUUAGUGUUCAGGCUCUAAGCAUCUGUGGCUCAAAAUUUAUAAUCGAUAAUUGGCACACGUAUUUCACCAUUAUUCUGCGGUACAUAAUAACAUUAAUAAAUUAGUAUUAUGGUGUAUAAUAUACACUAUUAAUUGAUUACAUAUAAUCAAUUUCCAUGAAUAUGAUUAUUGUAAUUGAUCAUCCUGUUAUAUAUGUUUUAAUGUGUAAAGCAAAUACACAUUCAAUACAGUGGUUUCUACAAAUUAUUUUGCGGGUCUACUUGACAUCGAGAUAAUGUAACAUUAAUCAUCUUAACCACGUGCAGGUAUUGAUAGCUCAAUUAAAAUUUUGUUAGAAUUCAAUACUUGACGUUCCGAUGUACGUUCCGGUAUACGAGAGGUCAAUCUAUACAAUUUUGAAACUUAACUUUUGUGAAAUAAGAGUCAAAAUUGUAUACUCAUUCCUAGACUUCGUAGAAUAACCGUGAAAUACAUAUUUACCAUGAGCAAUGUCGACACUUUUAGUGUUGCAGUCUUGCUAGUUCGAAAGAGUACACGUGUGCUAUUAAAAUUAUGUGUGAAAUUCUACCUUUUUUUACUGACAUUAAAUUUGAAUUGCACUUACGCUAUAAUAUUCAACAGAGUCGGGUGUUUGUGUUAGAAUAACUAAUUCAAAUUUGUACAGCGUUCAAGUCAUAUUUGCCUAGCACAUAUAUUUUAUAAACCCACCGUAUAUUAGGCAAUUCGAUUCCUUUCGAACCCCCGAAUCACUGGGCUUGACCAUAUUUGUGCCGUUUUCAACCAAAAGGUACUUAUUGUCGGUUGUCAAAAGGCACUAUUUCCAUAUAGCUUCAAUUUGAAAUCAACCUUGUCGACAACCCGAAUGUGGCACCUUUUGGUUGAAAACGUUACAUUUCUGCACAUGCUAACUUGCUUCUCUUAUUUGAGUUAAUUACUUACCGGCCUAGUUUUAACUAUUGGUGUCUGGUGCCUAGUCUAAAAAAUGGCGUAUUACCAAUUUUUCCCGUCGGGCACAUAGGAAUAUGUGCAUUCAUAUGAUUCAUUCCCAUCUGUCCCCGCCUUAUGUAUGGCAGCAGUCACGGAUGCCGGGGAAGAAUAGGUAAACACUAAAAAACACUUGUCUAAAAUGUCCCUGUUAUUUUGACGACGCCUAAUGUGCGAUGGGCUUAAUGCUGUUAAACAUUAGUAAACGUUUUUAUUGGGUGUGCUAAAUCGAUAUGUGUCCGCUUAAGCCUGCCAGUUCAGUAAAAAUGCUUAUUUAUGCAUCUUUUUUACUUGAUUAUAAAGACAGAAUUCAUCUUAAUACUUUUUCUUUGCAAGAUAACAUCUCUCAUUUUAACCAUCUAAAAUAUAGUACAGUAUAAAAAUUAUAGCACCGCAGCGGACUAACAAUGUGAAAUUAUUUUAAAAACCAAAUUUAUUAUAUUUUUAUACUGCUUGAGUAAAACAUACUGAACUACGUGUAAAAUAUUUUUGUUAAAUAAUUUUAUUGGUUUUAUUAAGCUUUCAAAUUGUACUAAUGUACGGACAAUAUAAAAUGUAUAAGUAAUGAGUAAAGACGGAACUGAGAUUAAAAUAAAGAAGCAUUGGUCUCUACAAA
This is a messenger RNA of Cydia pomonella (codling moth), 5914 nucleotides long. RefSeq names its product E3 ubiquitin-protein ligase ZNF598. Gene Ontology annotation, molecular function: ribosome binding; ubiquitin protein ligase activity. NCBI's taxonomy places the organism in Eukaryota, Metazoa, Arthropoda, Insecta, Lepidoptera, Tortricidae. The record is from RefSeq and is a predicted model, not a curated record. Bases 137 to 2620 code for a protein of 827 amino acids. The transcript is spliced from 10 exons. Gene Ontology annotation, biological process: protein ubiquitination; rescue of stalled cytosolic ribosome.